This is a messenger RNA of Schistocerca cancellata (South American locust), 731 nucleotides long. RefSeq names its product cuticle protein 7-like. Gene Ontology annotation, cellular component: extracellular matrix. NCBI's taxonomy places the organism in Eukaryota, Metazoa, Arthropoda, Insecta, Orthoptera, Acrididae. Bases 45 to 506 code for a protein of 153 amino acids. The transcript has 4 exons. The record is from RefSeq and is a predicted model, not a curated record.
UCACACCUUAAGUGUGCGCCGAGUACCUGAACUCUCAAGCAGAUAUGAUCCGUGGGCAGAUAUUGGCAGCACUGUUGCUGUUGGGGAUUGCUGCGAAGUGCCAGCAGGCGCUGUGCGGCCACGCCCACUCCUACGCCCACCAGACGGGCCCCGUGGUGGGUCCCGCCCAUCCAGUCACUGUGGGACACGCCGGUUACGGGGGAUACGGACACGGACACGGAGGACACAGUGUGGACUACGUGGCAUACCCGAAGUACGAGUUCGAGUACGGGGUGUCUGACGGGCACACAGGGGACCACCACUCCCAGAAGGAGCACCGCGACGGAGACGUGGUGACUGGCGAGUACUCGCUCAAGGAGGCGGACGGCAGCGUGCGCACCGUCAAGUACCACGCCGACAAGUCCGGCUUCCACCCCGUCGUGCACCACUCGCACCACGGGCACGGCGGCAGAUAUAGCACGGACGGUGGCUACGCAGGGUACGCGUACAGCAACGGCGGCUACUGAGUCCAGCUCAGCACAGGACAGCAGGCGGAGGAAGAGCUGAUCCAGCCACGCCAGCUCCUCCCUGCUCCAAGUACUGGGCAAGAAACGCGGCGUAUUUUCUCAUCUUUUAACUGUAAAUAAAUGAUGUCUUCUUCUGCCAACCUUCGUGACAGUUCGCUGUUUUCAUCCCAUUCGGUAACAGAAGACUGCAAUUGCGAGAUGAUGUAUAACGUGUAAAAUGAUUUA